Messenger RNA from Solanum verrucosum, 3045 nucleotides. RefSeq lists its product as uncharacterized. The transcript has 4 exons. The record is from RefSeq and is a predicted model, not a curated record. Gene Ontology annotation, molecular function: zinc ion binding. NCBI's taxonomy places the organism in Eukaryota, Viridiplantae, Streptophyta, Magnoliopsida, Solanales, Solanaceae. Bases 1 to 3045 code for a protein of 1014 amino acids.
AUGGGUCAUAUUAUAGCUAUUUUUCACCAUGGAGGUCGCAUUUAUAAAGGUCAAUAUGUGUCGAAAUUGGGAAACAUUGUAUUUAGCAUAGAUAAGGAUCACUUCUCUUUGACCGAACUGAAAUCGUAUGCAAAAGACAUUGGAUAUGAUGAAGUUGAUGCUUUUUUUACUGAAGACCCUAUUACCCAUAAUUUUGUCAAGAUAGAAAGUGACAGCCAACUAUAUAACUUUGUUAAAGAUUUGUGGAGUGGGUCAUUUUUUAAGUUGUUUUUGAAGCAUGUGACUGUUAAAAAGGGGGGGUCCACUGCUACACCUACUUUGGGACCAUUUUCUGUUGAAAAUAAUAAUCAAGAAUUGGGAAAUUGCUCUAGGGUUUCACACACUGAACAUGGUAUAAAUGGGGAAGGUGAAGUUGAACAACCAUUAGAUGAAGAAAAUGAUGAUUCUCUUAACUUUGAAGAGGAUAACUUAGAUGAUGUUCCAGAUCAGGAUGAUAGUGAAGUUGAUGAAGAAUUGAGAGCUUUUAGAGAAAAACUUAGGGAAGACAAACAAAAUGAAGCUGCAAAGCAAAAAAAGAGAACUAAAAAACUCUCAAAGGAUCAAGGUGUUGAGCUUGGAGAAGUUGGCAUAGAUAAGGGAUUUGAGAAUAUCUUCACCAAUAAGGCAGCCAAAUUUAAUGGGAAAUUGGGAGGUGAUGAAUUGUUUAUUGAUUCAUCAGAUGAACCAAGUGAAGAUAAUGAUGAGGAGCUAGAUGUUCUAGCACAACCAGGUGUUGAUUUACCUUCAAGAAGAAAAAGCAACAAAUUGAGGUAUGAUUCUUCUUCAUCCGUUUCUUUCUUUGAGUUGGGUAUGAUAUUUGAGAGUGCAACUCAAUUUAGAAAGGCUGUUGCUGAUUAUGCUGUUCAACAUAAGGUUCAGUUAAGGCUUAAGCCCAAUGAACCUCAUAGAGUUAGGGUAAAAUGUGAAGGGAAGUGUAAAUGGGAAAUCUUUGCAAGCUUGGAUAAAGAUUCUGGAAUUUUUUUUGUGAAGAAAUACUAUCCUGCUCAUAGAUGUAUUUCAAAGAAUAAGAACAGGUUGUGCACAACCAAAUAUGUGGAAAUGAAGAUGAGGGAUAGAAUAAUAUCUCAACCUGACAUGAGAGUUCAUAAGCUUCAAGAGAUACUAAAAAAAGAAUGGGGCUUAAAAGUGGGAAGAUCAAUAUGUUUCAGGGCAAAAAUGAAUGUUAUUGCCAAGUUCUUGGGUGAUUGGAAGCUUGAGUUUUCAAGGUUGUUAGACUAUGCUGACAUGAUUAAGAGUACAAAUCCUGGGAGUUCUUGUUGGGUUAGAACUGAUAAUGAAACAGUCAAUGGCUUACACUUGUUCAAAUAUUUCUAUGUUUGCUUUGCUGCAUUGAAAAAUGGAUGGCUGGAAGGUUGUAGGAAGAUUAUAGGAUUGGAUGGAUGCUUUCUGAAGGGUGCUUGUAGAGGAGAAUUAUUAGUGGCUGUUGGAAAAAAUGGAAACAAUCAAAUGUAUCCAAUAGCUUGGGCAGUGGUUGAUCAAGAAACUAAACACUCUUGGAGUUGGUUCUUAAACUAUCUCAUUGAAGACUUGCAACUUGGUGAUGGAAGUGGCAUAACAGUCAUGUCUGACAUGCAAAAGGGUCUUGAGGUAGCAGUUGAAGUCUUACUUCCUAAUGCUGAAAGAAGAAUGUGUGCAAGACAUAUUUGGGCAAAUUGGCAAAAAAGAUGGAGAGGUGAGGAAAGGAGAAAAGCAUUUUGGAGGUGUGCCAAAGCUAGCUUUGAGGUUAAAUUGAGAGAUGAAUUUGAAUAUUUGGGAAAAUUGGGUGAUAGAAUAUGUGAGGCAUUGCUUGGAUAUAACAAAGAAUAUUGGUGUAGAGCUUUAUUUAGUGAAAGAUCAAAGUGUGAUGUGGUGGAAAAUAAUAUGUGUGAAACAUUUAAUUCAUGGAUUGUUGGUCCUAGACAUAAAUCUGUGAUUAGUAUGCUUGAAGAUAUUAGACAUAAAAUGAUGGAUAGGCAUGGAGAUAUGAUUAAGUUUGUAGAUACUUGGAUCGGUGACAUUUCACCUAUGGCAAGAUUGAUUUUAGAAGAAAACAAAGAGAUUGGUAGGACACUAAGGGUGAAUUGGAAUCAUGACAUUGGAUUUGAAAUUCAAGAAGGAGAGUAUAGACACAUAAUUGACAUGACUAGAAAGACAUGUAGUUGUAGGUUGUGGCAAUUGAGGGGCAUACCUUGCCAACAUGCAGUUUGUGCCUUAUAUCACAUUGGGCAAGAACCAGAAGAUUAUGUGGAACAUUGGUACAAAAAAGAUACAUUCCUAAGAGCUUAUAAGUACUUCUUACAACCCAUCUCCAAUAUGAUAAUGUGGCCUGACACCAAUAACCCACCAGUUGAGCCUCCUGAAGUGAAGCCGAUGCCUGGAAGACCAGGUAGAUGUAGAAGAAAAGAUAAAGAUGAACCGAGAAAAAAGAAGUGGGGGAAAGCAUCAAAGAAUGGAGUGAAGAUGUCAUGUUCCAAAUGCCAUCAAGUUGGGCAUAACAAAAGAACUUGUAAAUCAGUGCCCACACAACAGCCUGCAAGGCCUUUUCAACAACCACCAGUGAGGCAGCCUUCACAACCACCAUUGAGGCAGCCUAGCACUAGAAAUGCCUCUUCUUUAUGUGCAGAUACUUCAAAGGUUAAAGGAAGGAAAAAAAAGGAGCCAAUUGCAAGUGCAACAUCUUCUUCAGUUGGAAUGCCACCACCGUCUUCAGUUGGAAUGCCACCAGCUCUUUCAGUUGGAAGAAAAAGAACAAGAGAUGUGGGAUUUGGUGUUUACACAGACAUACAAACUGGAAGAGAAGUGAUUAACCCAGGAAGAUCAAGUGAAAGGGUUAUCUCAAGUGGAACAGGGAUAGCAUUUAAAGAUGCAUCACAAACAAAUGUUGAUCUUGGAUUCAAGCCACCUGGUUUGAAAUGGAAAGGAAAAGAUGCAAUGACUAGAAAUCAACUUCAACAAUUGUCAAAGAAAAAGGUGCAAAGCAAAUCCAAGGGCAAGUGGGUUCCAUAA